Anthostomella pinea is the source of this 390-nucleotide messenger RNA. NCBI's taxonomy places the organism in Eukaryota, Fungi, Ascomycota, Sordariomycetes, Xylariales, Xylariaceae. The record is from the annotation of a GenBank genome assembly.
AUGGCGUCGCCUUCGACCGCACAAAUCAACUUCUCACCCGGCGUCGACGAGACCGCCCUGACGAAGGCCCUGCAACCGCUGCUGGCAUCAGCCGGCGAGGGCGGGCGCUGGGCCGUCGUCCCCGGGGGCGAGGGUCUGGAGAGGAGUUUCAAGUUCAAGACGUUCGCAAAGACGUGGGUCUACAACACGACCUAUAUCCGGUGGACGACGCACAGUCCCAAGGGCCUCUCGGCCAAGGACGUCGAGCUGGCGGCGGCCUGCGACGGUCUGGCCAGGGACUUUGGGGAGAUUGUCGAGGAUGAAGAGGAUGGCGGGGCCACUCGUGAGUUGAAGCAGGUCGCUGACCGGGUCGUGGCCAAUGCUGGGGACUGCUGUGCGCCGAAGAAGUAG